Messenger RNA from Perkinsus marinus ATCC 50983, 234 nucleotides. RefSeq lists its product as hypothetical. Bases 1 to 234 code for a protein of 77 amino acids. The record is from RefSeq and is a predicted model, not a curated record. Lineage: Eukaryota; Perkinsozoa; Perkinsida; Perkinsidae. The transcript has a single exon.
AUGUCCACACACCGGGCAAUGAAGGUCGAAAGGUUCAUGCCCCGGGUCCGUUCUUGGGAAGACAUCCUCUUUGGUCGCCCCAUAACUGUCGUCAGUGCCGACCAAGAGCCUGGUCUCCUCCGUAUCCGAGCCAGUCACAGCUCGAUCUCGAGCAUCAUCCGCAAUCUCGAUCACUUCAUCAUCGCUAUUCGGAUUGAAAUCUUGCGGUACCAAGCCCUCGAUUUGGACCCGUAG